Amphiprion ocellaris (clown anemonefish) is the source of this 1322-nucleotide messenger RNA. It is a transcript of the gene f8a, whose product is annotated as coagulation factor VIII associated. Gene Ontology annotation, cellular component: early endosome. Lineage: Eukaryota; Metazoa; Chordata; Actinopteri; Pomacentridae. The transcript has 12 exons. Bases 16 to 1026 code for a protein of 336 amino acids. Gene Ontology annotation, molecular function: protein binding. The record is from RefSeq and is a predicted model, not a curated record. Gene Ontology annotation, biological process: vesicle cytoskeletal trafficking.
GGACUCUUCGAGCCAAUGGCAGCGCUCCUGGAAGCUGGACUUCCUGGUUUGGUUUGUGUUUCUACGCUGAUCAUGGCUGCUGAGGGCGAUUUCCUGGCGAGAUACCGAGCUGUGUCAAAUAAACUGAAAAAACGUUUUCUUCGAAAGCCCAAUGUAGCGGAGGCGAGUGAGCAGUUUGGCCAGUUGGCCAAGGAGCUGAAGCAGCAGGACUGUCUUCAGUAUGCGGCCUUCUGUAACCUGGCUAUGGCUCGGUGUGAGCAGACUCUCUUUAAUGCUCCUGGAGAGGCCCUGGCAUUAACCGAUGCUGCCCGCCUCUUUCUCUCAUCUGAGAAGGAGAACAGAGCGCUGCAGGCCCCUGGCUUUGAUGAACACCUUCAGGCUGCACUAAACUGCUACAGUUUUGCCAUCAAGGUAUACAUUGAGAUGAACCAGCCUGUGAUGGCAGCCAGCCUGUGUUUGGAACUUGGCAAUGCGCUAAAGGAGAUGAACAGACCAGGAGAAGCUAUUGUUCAUUAUCAGAGGGCUGCAGAGUUACAGACACAGACGCCAAUUGAAGCUCUGCUGUCGAUGGGAGAAAUGGCCACAUGUAAAAUUCUCACCCGUGACUAUGAUGGUGCUUUAUCAGUGUUCACAGAGAUGCAGCUGAUGUGCCAAGAGAGAGGACUGCAGCUCCCAGGCACCACCACCCCUGUUGGUGCAUUUCUGGACAUUGUGGCAAAAUGUGAGAUAUCCAGAGUACUACUGCUAAUGUUGCUUGAGCCUCCACCUCAGAAGUUGUUACCAGAGCAUGCCCAGACUCUGGAGAGAUAUGCAUGGGAGUCUUUUGACCCUCACAGCCAAGUGACCUUCUUGCCUGAGAAUGUUUUCCUGCUCCUGCAGUCAGUAGUGAUGGCGUGUCAGGAGAAAGACACGGAGUCCCUCAAGUCUCUCCAGACUGAGCUAUGGCCAUUUCUGACUGCUGAGCAGAAUCAUCUUCUCCACCUGGUGGUGCAGGAGCGCAUCACACCGUCUGGUCAAGGCAUUUAGUGCAGUCCAGUUUUUACUCACUUCCUCUGGGAACGAUACUUUAUAUAAUGGAACAUUCCUGUUUCUGACUGGGUCUGUUGUAAGGCCUGAAGAAGGGUUGUUUUCAAACCUCUAAUGUUGUAACUUGCACUCACAGAAAUGCCCACAAUACAGUACUUUAUUGUCACUGAGUCCAGCAGAUUGGGAAAUCGGUGAAAAUCUAAUUACAUUUUCUUCCUGUUGUCCUUAUUUACUGUGAUUUGGAAGAUUUUUGUUGACAGGAUGCUAAUUAAAGACUAAAUUUGUGUGUGCUCUUA